AUGCUCGACCCAGACCUCCAGGCCCUGCACGCUGCCGCGAUAGCAGGGCUGCCGGGCUGGGCUGCCCUCGUCUGGCAGGCCGUGCGAGGGCCUGGACAGUCCGCCUCUUCUGAAGGCGGGGGAUGCUACCAAGGACACGAGGAGGAGUGUCCAGAGGUGAUCUGCGAGUGCCCUGAGGUGGUCUGCCCGAGGCCCGAGUGCCCCGAGACCGACUGCCCGAUCGUGGAGUGUCCGUCGGUCCCCGACUUCAGGGAAGUGUACCCCUUGCUGGAGGAGGGCAUCUUCGCCAUCCUCUUCCUGCCGCUGCUGGUUGCCACAGCCGCGGGAGUGCUGCUCGGGUGCUGGUGUGCCAAGAGGACGCGGAGCCAGAGAGGAGCGAACGGUCAGCACGUCAGCCCGUCCGAGUCGGACGAGAAGCGGCGGCAGCUCGCCGCUGAGCAGGUGGCGGCCGUGCCAGUGAGUAUGGCAGCCAGGGGAGACUAUAUCCUCAUCAAGUACAACGGGGUAGACGAGGACUUGUAUCACGAGACUUUGAUCACGGGGGUCAGCUCAGAGGAUCCCACUGAGGUUACCCUGUACACCGCCGAUCAGGAUCACUAUCAGUUCAACAUAGCGCCUGGGGAUGAUGUAGAGGCGGUGUACUGGAUCGGGCUGCCAGGAGGUCGCCCCGCUCACGUGCCAGAGAAUCAGAUCGAUCGGUUCCGCCACAACGUGCCGCCCAAUGAGCGCCAGAGGCUCUUCGCGGAGGCGCAGGGCAUGCUGGGAGCAGCGCCGGCGCCUCCACCCGCCCCCCUGGCGGCCCCGAUGCGGAACGUGCAGAGGCAGGGUCUAGGCCGUCCCGCCGGGGCGGCCGCCAGACGCGCCGAGCCCGGCCGCGUGUGGGUCUUCGCCGAGGACCAUGGCCGCCACCAGAAGGGCGACAGCGUGGAGGAGCUCCCCGCGGGGUCAGUGGUGCUGGGAGAGAGGGCGGUCGUCCCCAUGGCGGACGGCAGCACGGCGUUCUUGCAGAUGAUCCCCCAGGACGGCAUUGAUGAGUUCAAGAUGGACGAUCUCAGGGUGAUGCCCGUGAAGUUCGACGGAUUGGGGGGGCGCAGGAGGCUCUUCCAGGAUGGCGUCGCCAGCUUCGUGCCCGACGAGCCCGAAGGGGGCUUGGGGCUUGAGGGCCCUGGCACAGUGUCCUGGAGAUGCCAGACCUAUGUCGAGAGGUCCCAGACGCCGGGCAUGAUGGUGGCCCCGCUGCUCCAGCAGCACGUGGCGACGGCCCUCCGCGACGAGCACCAGGUGGCCAAGGAGCAGAGGAAGGCUCGGGAGGAGCGUCGCCUGGGCCGCCAGAACAACAAGAACCACAAGGACAAGGCCCCAGAGGGCCAGGGGAGGAGGUUUUUGGACAGGGCUACCAACUCUGUCAUCAGUUCCUUGAAUGAGAUGCAGGGCUGCGCCAGGGUGCACGACGGAACCCCCGCGAUGGGCCAGAUGCUGUCUCAGGAUGCGAUACGCUGUGACGUCGCGUCCACUCCGCCAUCCCAGACCUUGUACACCAGACACGGGGCCGUCCGCGAGCUCUUGUCAGGCAUCGUUGACUAUGCAGGCAGCGAUUGCAGCACCACGGUUCGUCCCUAUCGGCGGGAUCAGGUUUCUCUUCCAGAUCCCGGGAGGCCCUCGGCGGAUUUGCUGUCUACCCUCCCGGAGCCUGACCAGGAUUUGCUGAAGUUAUGGGAUACUCAUAUGCUUGCUGACCCUGCUGAUGUGGGGUUCUAUCGAGAGUCGGGACAUCAGUUUAGGUUGUACUUCGACGAGGUUUUUAAAGCGCAGCGAGGUGUCUACGUUGAGUUUUUGAGAGACCUUAGCGACGCCAAGAUGAUUGGUUGGACAGAGAAGCCUCUGAGCCUGGUGACCCCUUUCUUCGUAGUAAAGAAGCACGACAGGUUACGACUCAUCAUGGAUUGCAGAAGCACGGACCUCCUCUUCCGAGCACCCCCUGCCCCUGAGAUGGGCACGGCUGCAGCUUGGGGCAACCUGGAGCGUCCCGAGGCUCGUCCUGGAGCCGAGGCCGGCGGAGCUGACGCCAGCGGAAGUGGCGGAAGCAAACUCUGGGUCGCCCAGGCGGACGUGAAGGAUUGUUUCCACUGUGUUCGCAAUCUUCCAGAGCUGUGCCCGUACUUCUGCAUGCCGCCGAUCACGGAGGGAGAGAGAGCCGACGCUGGUAUUGGUGGCCCAAGUGGCCUUGGGGAUCUGGCACGUGAGGUUUCGGUUUACCCAAUGCUGCUGACUCUUCCAAUGGGUUUCUCCUGGGCCUUCUAUUUCGUCCAGCGCCUCGUGGAACACCAGUGCAGAGUUUCCCUGGCUGGGGCUGGCUUGGCUUUCAAGUUCCUGAGGGGCCAGGCCCCUGCUCCGGAUCUCGGGGCCCAGUUGGCCGUUCUACCCUACUGCGACAACAUCAAUGUCGCGGGCAUCAGGAGGGAGGAGGUGAAGGAGGAUAAGGAUGUGAUCGUUCGGAGGCUUCGGUUCGUGCAGUUCACUGUCCAUGAGGAGACCGAGCCCGAGACCCUGUCGUACUCGCUGGGUCGCGUUAUCGAUGGGGAGUCCUGGGUGGUUCGUAAUCGGUCUGAACGAGGGGAGCGUCUUCGCAAGGUCUGUGAGGCUCUUGAGGGGGGUCAACCAGUGACGGGUAGGCAGAUGAAGCAGUACCUUGGCCACGUGGUCGAUUUCUUUCUGAUUAGACGGGAGGUCCUCUCGGUGCUCAGAGCUUGCUACGAUUUUGCGCAGGCUCCUGAGGACCUGGAGGUCAACCCGGGGUUCGACGAGAUCCCAGAGGCCUUCAUGGACCCCGACAAGUGGCACGAGGUGUUUGCUAUGCGUUUCAGGAAGGAGGAGGCUAUACCUAUUCUGGAAGGAGCAGUGGGGCGCAUCUCGGGACCCUCGAGAGAGAGCCGUCGGGAGAAGCGCCAGAGCAUCUUCGGGGCCUUCGAGCGUCUUGCCCUGUCGGGCCAGCAUUCCAUUCUCGAACGUCACUCGAUUACGGCACCCACGGAGGGCCUGUACACAGCCUGGUGGGAGGAGCUCCAGGAUUUUGUGGCUAUGAACGGCUACACCUUGGACAGCGUGAGGAAUGCCGACAUUGCGCUGGUGGACUUCGCGGACUACUUGUUUCUCGAGGGGUUCGAGCGGCCCGACCUCAUGAAGAUGUGCGCCGCGGCCGCCUGGCACCUGGCCGGCCUGUCCCCCAUCGGGAAGCUGCGUUUCCCGCGGUUCUCCCGCGCAGCCCGGGGGCUGGGCCUGCUGGCGCCAGCGCAGACCGCGCCGCCCGUCCCUUUCGAGGUGGCGUGCUGGAUCGCCUGGCACAUAUACCUCCGCCUCCAGGACUGGACCAUCCCACUCUGCCUGCUGACCAUGUUCGUCUGCUACUUCAGGUGGGUGUCCGACGAGGCGCUGCUCCUCGACUCUCCCUACCUCCCAGGUCUGGGCCCCGCGCUGCAUCGGCGACGUCGCGGCCAACGGCUGGCCAAGCUGUUCGAGGUCAGCGAGAGGGAGCUCAGCAUGCAGUGGGGCCGCUCGCAAGAGCAGCUCGGGCUGCUCCCAUCCCAGCGGUAUCGCCUGUACCAGAUCCGCCACGCGGGGCCGCCCUACGACAUCCUCAUGGGGGUCCGCACGCUCCUCGACGUCAAGCGCCGGGGGAGGUGGAGCUCGGACGCGACCGUCAAGCGGUACGAGGCGGCGGGGGUGGUGCAGCAGGAGUGGGCCAAGCUGUCGACGGCACAACAGGCCGCCGCGUCUCGCGCGGCGGAGUGGAUGCAGUCUCAGGAGCUGUACUGCGGCACGCACGGGAUCCUCGACAGCGCGGGCCGCCAGGGCAUCGGCGGCGUCGGCUGGGACACGGAGAUCAGUUCAAAGGCCGACCUCUCGAGUGCGGCCGUCAUCAGGAGCAUCGCCCGCGACUUCAAAGCGGGCGAGAACCGCUUCGGGCUGAGUGGGGCGUUCGCAGCUCUCUGGGUUGGUAUCGUUUGCUCGACCUGGCUGGGCACGCAGGCGGCUCCACCUGUGCGGGGCGCACUGCAGUUCUCGAGUGCGUGCUUUGCCGGAGGCAUGUCCUGCGGAACGCGCCGAUGCGAGGCCGUGCGCGUCGGCAACUACUGGGCCGAGGACCAGGAGGCGGUGCUGGGCUACAUCCGGGAGCAGUUCGAGCGGCUGCUUGCGGACAGGGGGUGGCUGGCGGCCGAGCAGCAGGAGCUGAGGCGGGAGAACGCGUUCACGAAGCGCUACUCCGUCGACGACAUCCUGCGGAAGCGUCACGAGGCCGACGGCUUCAACGUCUUCGUAAGCCCCGAGGAGGCGCUGCUCCAGAGGCAGGCCGAGGAGCUGCGGGCCCGGGGACGCCCCGCCCCCGAGCCGGGGCUGCUGGCGGAGCUGCAGGAGGGCCUCGGCGCCGCGGUCGCCGACGGCGACGGCGUGGGAGAGGAGGAGCUCCUGGAGCUCCUGGAGGGCUGCGCGGGAGCUGGCGAGGUCGCCGCGGCGGUGUUCUGCGGGGGCCGCCUCUUGGACCUAGGCGGCGAGACGGAGGUCCCGGGCCUGGACCGCGCCUUCGAGGCGCUCAAGCGGCUCCUCCGGCCCAGCGCGGCGGCCCCCGAGCCGCAGCUCGCAGGGCCGUGGUGCGUGGAGGGCCGCGGCCCCGCGCAGGCGGCGAAGGCCGCGCGGCAGGGCCUGUCGCGCCUGCUGAGCCGCCUGGCCGCGGCCCGCAAGGCGCGCGAUAGCGCCAACGAUGCCGGCGCCGCCGCCCGCGGCGCGGCGGCCGAGGAGGCCGAGCGGUGUCUUCGCCGGCUGGGCGAUGCGGUGACGCCGCUGCUGCUGGGCGACGCAGAGGCGGCCAGCUGCAACCGGCGCGGCUCUCUCGCGGAGCUGCUGCUGCGCCUCUGCCACGGCGGCGGCCUGCAGGCGAGCGCGAAGUUGGCGGCGUGCCUGGUGGGCGAGCUGGAGCGGAGAGGCGUUGUGCGGACGCAGGCCCUGCGCGAGAGGUUGUCGCGGUAG
Molecule: messenger RNA, 5022 nt
Organism: Prorocentrum cordatum
Lineage: Eukaryota; Dinophyceae; Prorocentrales; Prorocentraceae
Source: the annotation of a GenBank genome assembly